Chanos chanos (milkfish) is the source of this 681-nucleotide messenger RNA. It is a transcript of the gene cd34, whose product is annotated as CD34 molecule. The record is from RefSeq and is a predicted model, not a curated record. The coding region runs from base 12 to 626 and encodes 204 amino acids. NCBI's taxonomy places the organism in Eukaryota, Metazoa, Chordata, Actinopteri, Gonorynchiformes, Chanidae. Gene Ontology annotation, biological process: cell adhesion. The transcript has 6 exons. Gene Ontology annotation, cellular component: membrane.
CACACAACACGAUGAUCAAGCGAGUGGUAAAUGUGAUGUGUGUGGAUGAAGACACAGUGAAGGACAAGGAUGCUGUGAAGAUUGAACUGAGUGCUUUCUCCAGCUGUGAGCACACCAGACAGCUUGUUCAGAAGUAUGGCACUGAAUUCUGCGACUCUGAGUCCUGUAAUUUCCAAAUCUUCCAAAAGGAGAAUUCCAACAGUGCGAUCCUGAUUGGCCAGAGUGUUACAGAUGAUCUUCAGGGUGUGACUGGGAAGAUUGAUCAUCUCAAAGAAAAGCUGGGCGUGGUGAAGGCCUCCCCACGCUGGGGGAAACACCAGCCCACAGUGUUGGUGGCUUUGCUACUGUCUGGGCUCAUUGGGGCUGCUCUCCUCAUCGCAGGCUACUGCUGGAAGACCCAACGCAACAGCAAUGCCAAGGGCAUGAAACUGCCGGAUGACUCCUAUCAGGUGGAUGAGGAGAAUCAAGGCAACACUCUAGUCUCUGUGGCUCCCCUCACACCCCCUGAGCCCCAGGAGAAGCCCAGCAUCAACGGUGAGUCCCCUGAAGCAGUCAAGACCCAGACACCAGCCGCCACCAAUGGGCACUCCACCACCAAGACUCCUGUGGCCGACACCGAGCUGUGAGAAGAGCGACCAUCACCAUCCACAGUCAGGGUCUCCACCCUGAACUACAUCUCUG